GUGAGAUUAAAAAAAAAAUUCCUCCUCUGUAGUAAUAGAUGAUAAUGGAUCCACCAUUUCGACCGCAUUACUUUUCAAUUCUUGAGCUAGAAAGCGAUAGGAAAUUUGUCUUUAUAGAUCACCCUGACCAUGGUCAACACCGUUUCCCUCUUCCAACAAAAGAGGAAAUUUCCAAAGACUAUUCUUAUUAUAGCGAACCCUCAAAAAAGAAAUGGAUUAAUAGUUUUAUGAUUUUUCGCACUUAUUUGCAAAAAUCAAAACAAAAACAAGAUUAUUUAGUCUUGGGCGAAGUCUCCAAAAUUGCUAGUGAUGCAUGGUCUUUUGCAGCUCCAGAAGUUGUAGAUGCAUGUGGCGAACUAGAAACAAAAUUAAAAGAAAGUUUUAGAUAUAAGAGAUUUGUUCCUUAUUCAAGCCACAAUCCUAAAAAACCGAAAAAAAACAAAUCUCCUUCUAAGAAAGAAUCAAGUUCACCUUAUGCAUCGGCAUCAUCAAGAGGCCAAGCUUAUUACCCUUCUCCUCCAAUGAUUACUACUCCUCCUCCAAUGAUUGCUACUCCAAUAUUUUCCGAUCUUAUCUUAGCACCUAGUGUAUACCCAUCUAUGUAUACACCUCUUGCAACACCAUUGUACAUUCCAUUUGAUGCUUCACAAAUGAAUAUGCCUUCAUUGACACUCCCACAAUCAUUAUCUUUGGAAGAAAUGACUUCAAUGUUUUCAGAUAGUUUGGAACAAAAUCCAUUAUCUUCUUUAACUCCUUCACAAAUUUUCAGUGGUUUCGAUCCAAAUUUUCUUGGAAAUGGAUUCAGUUCACAUUCAUUACAAUUUCCCGAAGAAAGAUUAACAGUUAUUAAUAUACCAUCAAAUGAAGCAGCUACUGAAUCUGAAGUUGCUUUGACGGAAGCGCAGUCAACAUGGAAUUUUGAAUCUUCGAUUUUACCUGAAGAGCACCAAACUUGAGAUCUCUAAUGUUAUAAAGUAAAAAGUUUCCUUUUCGAGUUUUCGAAACUCUUUAAUUUAUAUCUCGUUUUUUUUUAUUUCUUGCUUCUUUAGUAAUCUUUAUUUCUUUGCGUAAAUAUAUGACCACAUAAGUUUGCCAAAAUUUUGUUCCUCUUUUCUAAUAUUUGCUUAAUAUGGGACUGGUUUCCCUUGCUGUUGUGCAAGAAUGAAUGUUUUUAUGACAAAUCUAUAAAUUGG
Molecule: messenger RNA, 1193 nt
Organism: Rhizophagus irregularis DAOM 181602=DAOM 197198
Lineage: Eukaryota; Fungi; Glomeromycota; Glomeromycetes; Glomerales; Glomeraceae
Source: RefSeq, a predicted model, not a curated record